This is a messenger RNA of Colletotrichum scovillei, 1573 nucleotides long. RefSeq lists its product as uncharacterized. The coding region runs from base 559 to 897 and encodes 112 amino acids. The record is from RefSeq and is a predicted model, not a curated record. Lineage: Eukaryota; Fungi; Ascomycota; Sordariomycetes; Glomerellales; Glomerellaceae. The transcript is spliced from 3 exons.
CGCCGUUGAAUCUACGGACGUCUCGAGACCCUACACUACAAAAUUCCAUUCAUCCAUCCCAGGAACAUUCAAUAUCAUCUAUCCCCUGACACACGACACCGAAUUAUCGCCUUUUAUUCGGCAUUACCGAAUCCCGGGUCAUCUGGUACGCUGAGCCACCCAGAGAAGAGCUGGUCCCCUCAGGCCGGGAAUCCACGCACGCUUGUCGCCCUACCUUGGCCAGAGCAAAUCACUAACAAAGCUACAACAAAAAGUAGUACCGAGUAUUCAACAGCGUAUCGACGACUCGUCGACGACAAAACAUCACGAGAAGGCGGCGCAAAAAAAGACGCCUAGUAUCCGCAUUUCCCACCAUUACGACACGUAUACCAGGGUACGGGAAAGGGCAAUCCACGGUAUCGACAAAGGGUUGGAUCGGUGGAGGAUUAAAAAAAGAGGGCGACCCCUCCCAUUAAGACCCCCAAAUCAGGCCACUAUCUUCUCCCCUUUUGUUUUUUCCCGGGCAGCUUUUUAUUUUCUCGCCCUUUUGAUUCGCCCGCUCAUCACCAUCUUCCGAACAUGGCCCCAACAUCCAAGGCGCCCGAGUCCGCCUCCCCGACAACGACCGGGCCCGAUGGCGACUCGUCUGUGGAUAACAUUGCCCAGGCCUACAAGGACCUGCUAAGAGGCGAGCAGGCGGCCAGCGCACUCGAGGCCAACCUGACGAACCUCGAGGGUCGACUUGAUGCACUGCUAGCCGCGUUCGAAUCGGCUCAAGAGCCCAACGAGGACGGCACUGUGGCACCACCGCCCGGCCAAGAUGCGAAGAAGCCGGACGACACGGUCCCUGCCAAAACCUCCAACGGUGGAACCCAGAGCCCCGAGUCCAAGUCUACCGAGGCGGCAAAGAAAGCCUAGAUUCAGAUCUACCUUUUGACGAUGCGGCGCCGCCGCCGUCGCCGGCUAUUAGGCACUGGUCUGUGGCUGCGUACACACACAUUCGACGGCCGCAUCGUGAAAGGGCACGAAGGGUCGGUCAGCAUUUAGUUUGCGGUGUCACGAACUCGCGGUGCCACGGUGUUCUGGACCCGGGACCCCCAUCCCUAUUGCAUUUGCAUUGCAUCGUAUUCUCUGCCCUUUGCGGUUCCGCAUGGAAGCGAAUUCUGGGGUUUGCGACAAGACCAAAAGGUGGCGAAGAAUGGGCGCCUGCAUGCCCCAGGCACGACGAUCCAUGCUAGGGAUCAGGGUUGCCCUCAACACGUGUAUUAGCGGAUUUUUUUUCUCUUGUCCCCGACCUUGACCUAUCAUAUACAUUCUCACCGACCGCAUCCCGUCGUAUAUUGCAAUCCCCCCCAUUGAUGUAUCCGCGCGUACACGUGGUGACUUUUUCCUCUUUCUCUCUCGGGCUUCGCACAGGAGAGGGAGAGGAAGGUACAUGGUAUAAGGGUCCUUCUUUCUCACGGUAGGAAUAGGGGAUGGGAAGUUAUCGAGAUUGGGGCAAACCGGGGAGAGGCGAAGGCGAAACUGCGCGCAGCAUUGCCGGAUUUAGACGGCUUUUGCCACUCGCUUAUUGCUAUCUACAUGUCCUAGGAAC